CAACUAGUGUAGGCCCCUUCCCACAGCGCCAAACCCACACACGGCACCCUCUCCCUCAUACUCCUCUCUUCUCUCUCUCUCCUCUUUCUCUCUCUCUCUAGGGUUAUUAUCAGACAGUUUCCCAAUCUUGAUUUCCAUUGGUGUCGGCGAUAUCAUCAAAUGCGUUGUCUCCACAGGUACCGUUCCAUUCUAUCCCUAAUUUCUAUUCAAUAUCUCGAUUUUUCCACAAUUAGGGUUUCCUUCACCGUCCCUUUAUCCUAAAAUUCGCCCUAUUCACCCAUCGAUUCUUUCGAUACCUGAAAUUGCUUCAAAUUCUUGAGAAAUUUUUAAUCUUUUGUUGGUUAUAUGAUGAAAAAAUGUAUUUAUAGUGGGUUUUUGGUACUGUGUGAUUGAUUUGGGGAGUAUGUGUAUAAAAAGGGGAUCUUGAUUUUUCUUGAUUUUCCUGAUUUUCUUGAUUUAGGGAUAAUUUAGUUUUAAUUUAGUUUUGGGGUUUGAUUGUAUGAGAUUCUUCUCAUGCUGUUGAGUGUUGAUUGUGGUGGGACUAACGAUUCCACCGAAGAGGAUACGAACAACGCGAUAAUGCCUGCUAAAGAAAAACAUGGUGGGGGUUUGUUGACAACUUUAUCUAUGGAUAAUAAUCAUCUAUCGACGAUGUUAUCGAUGGAUUCGAGUUUAUCGACACAUGAUGAGAUGGAGCGGGAGUUGAAUCGGGCGGUGGAUCUUAGUCUGCCGCCCGAUAUUAAUCUCCCACUAUCGGCGGAGCCUAGCCCUCCGCCGUCUUCGUGGAAUGAUACUUGUGAUAUGUUGGAUGUUGGAUUGGGUCCUCAACAUUAUGAGGUGGAAACGAAUAUUAACGUGACGAAGAUUGGGAAAAAGUGUGCGAAACGGCUUGAUAGCGUGUGGGGGGCUUGGUUCUUCUUUAAUUUUUAUUUUAAGCCGGCUUUGAAUGAGAAAUCGAAGAAUAAAGUUGUUAAUCGAGAAAAUGGGUAUGAUAAGUCGGAUUUGAAGUUGGAUGUUUUCUUGGUUCAGCAUGAUAUGGAGAAUAUGUAUAUGUGGACUUUUAAAGAGCGGCCCGAGAACGCGUUGGGGAAGAUGCAGCUAAGAAGUUAUAUGAAUGGACAUUCUCGACAAGGUGAAAAACCGUUUCCGUUCAGUGCUGAUAAAGGGUUUGUUCGGUCACAUAGAAUGCAAAGGAAACAUUACAGGGGGCUUUCUAAUCCUCAGUGUGUUCAUGGGAUUGAGGUUGUUCGAUCACCAAAUUUAACGGGGUUAGAUGAAGAAGAAAGAAAAAGAUGGAUAGAGCUUACGGGAAGAGAUUUGAACUUUUCGAUCCCUCUUGACGCUAGUGAUUUCGGUUCUUGGAGGAAUCUUCCUAGUACGGAUAUCGAAAUUGAACGCCCCCCUGUUAUUCGAAACAGUUCUUCUAACGGGAAUCAUCAUCAACCGAAAAAAUUACUAAAUGGUUCAGGGUUGAAUCUUUCGACUCAAGUAUCAGAGCAUGUUAAUGGUGAAGCAAACGGGAAUAUAAACGGGAUGGAUCUUACGGUUGGGUGUAAUAGUAAACGAAAGAAAAACUUCUUCCCACAUGGUAAUGAUGACGAUACUUCUGAUGGGAUUCUUGAUAUCCAUCACGCGGAACCACAUUGGUUGACCGAAUUCUCUGGGGUUAUGAGAAACGCAUACGGACCCGUGACAGGUGCCAAGACUAUCUACGAAGACGAAGAAGGAUUCUUGAUUGUUGUAAGCUUACCUUGUUGUGACCUUCAACGGGUCAAGGUUACAUGGAAAAACACUUUGUCACAUGGUAUCGUAAAGAUCUUUUGCGUUAGCACCGGGUGUAUGCCGACGCUAAAAAGAAAAGACCGGACUUUUAAGUUGACUGACCCUGCACCAGAACACUGCCCUCCAGGGGAAUUUGUUCGGGAAAUUCCUCUUCCGACACGUAUUCCCGAAGAUGCUAAGUUAGAAGCUUACGGUGAUGAAAGUGGGACCAUGCUUGAGAUCAUCGUUCCCAAACAUCGGGAAGGACCAGAAGAACAUGAGGUUCGUGUUUGUCUUCGUCCCUAUGAUCGCCCGUAUGUUGACUUGACAGAAACUUUAAUUUAAAAAGUUAACUGGUGGGGGUGUGAUCACAGAAGGAAAUAUUGCUAUUUUCAUUAUUUUUGCUAACCUUGUCAUAUACUCCAUUUAUUCCCAUCAAAAUUGUAGCAAAAAAAAAAAAAAAACUUCAAUUUAGUGUAUGGUGAAUAGUAAAGGUUGCAAUUUUCAUGAGAGUAAGCAAUAGAAAUGCUAAAGGGGGAGAAAGUUGCAUUUUAUAGAUAGCUUUUGGGUUCUUUUUCUGUAAGUCUUUGCUUGUUGAGUCGAGAAAAGAAAAAAAAAACUGUAUAAGUGUCGUCGUGGUCUUUUGUUUUUUGUAGGACAAUUUGGUAGUUAUUUGUAAUAGAUCAUGGUUGCUUUGUGUGCCAUCGUUGAUCUAUACUUUAUUUGAAUAUAGUGUUUGUUUGCAUCAUUUAACCCAAGAAUGGUUGUGAUGCCACAUUGGUUGCCUGAAUUAAUGGCGGUUUGUAUAGCAAUGAUAGACCCGGUAUAAUCUUUGGGCAUGUAGGUGCCCCUCUA
This is a messenger RNA of Helianthus annuus (common sunflower), 2616 nucleotides long. RefSeq lists its product as uncharacterized. The record is from RefSeq and is a predicted model, not a curated record. Bases 514 to 2106 code for a protein of 530 amino acids. Lineage: Eukaryota; Viridiplantae; Streptophyta; Magnoliopsida; Asterales; Asteraceae. The transcript has a single exon.